AUGAUUAUCUAUCAAAAUGGUACUUUAUCAUCAACUUGUGUGACUUGGAGCGAAAACCUAGUAGAUGUAAAAAAAUACACGGAGGGAGGUCAAGAUUUGUACAUCAGACUCUAUGGAGAGAAGAAAAGCAAAAGUCGGCUAAUUAUAGGUCUGAGCCUUGGAUCAACGGCUACUGUCAUCGUCAUAAUAAUUAUGUUACUAGUUUAUAUUUGGAAAAAGAAACAAAAGCUAGCAAGAGCAACUGAAAUGGAUGAAAAUGUUAUAAUGGAAUCGCAAAGUGAAGAAAACAUAUUUGGAGCAGAGGAUAUAGAGACUCCGCAACUUCCACCCAUGGAUUUUGGAACAAUAUUAAGAGCCACCGAAAACUUCUCAGAUGCUAAUGAGAUUGGACAUGGUGGAUUCGGUACUGUAUAUAAGGGACGUUUACCUAGCGGGCAAGAAAUUGCAGUGAAAAAACUAUCUGCUAUCUCAAGACAAGGGAUCGUGGAGUUCAAAACCGAGGUGAUGUUAAUCGCAAACCUCCAGCAUAUCAAUCUAGUUAGACUUGUUGGCUGGAGCGUUCACAAGGAUGAGAGGGUCUUGGUAUAUGAAUACCUAGAAAACGGAAGCCUCCAACAACGACUUUUUGGUGGAGGCCAAAACUCAUGUGAGCUAAACUGGCAGACGAGAUUUAACAUAAUUAAGGGCAUCGCUCAAGGACUUGCGUAUAUGCAACAAGGUUCGCGAGAUAUGAUUAUACACAGGGAUCUUAAGCCAGGAAACAUCUUGCUUGAUAGAGGUAUGGUCCCCAAAAUUUCAGAUUUCGGGUUGGCAAGAAUCUGUAACAGGAGAGAGAGGGAGGCUAACACAACGAAGCCGUCUGGUACUUUUGGUUACAUGUCCCCCGAGUACGCGGAGAGUGGGUCGUAUUCAACAAAGUCAGAUAUCUUUAGCUUCGGUGUGAUGCUCCUUGAGAUCGUCAGUGGGAAGGAGAAUAGAACCUUUUCAUACUCGCUGUGCAACACUAAUCUUCUAAGCUAUAUGUGGACCAAAUGGCAUGACGAGAACUGGGAGGAUACUGUUGAUCAAACCAUACGAGAGUACUCCUCAUCAAUUCAGAAACAACAAGUCCAAAGAUGUCUAGAAGUUGGUCUCUUGUGUGUUCAGCAAGAUGCAGAGGACAGACCUAAUAUGUCGUCGGUGUUAAUGAUGCUUGUUAAUGAUACUGCUGGGAUCCCGAGCCCUAAACUUCCUGGUUUUUAUAAGGCUGAUGGUGGUCACAAUGAUAUUUCCAUAACGUCUGGUUCUUCAUCUACCGCCAUAAAAUACUCCUCCUCCACAUCACACCUCAGUUAUUAA
Molecule: messenger RNA, 1338 nt
Organism: Capsella rubella
Lineage: Eukaryota; Viridiplantae; Streptophyta; Magnoliopsida; Brassicales; Brassicaceae
Product: G-type lectin S-receptor-like serine/threonine-protein kinase SRK
Exons: 6
Coding region: 1-1338 (445 amino acids)
Biological process (GO): protein phosphorylation
Molecular function (GO): protein kinase activity; ATP binding
Source: RefSeq, a predicted model, not a curated record